AUGCAUUUGGCUUGUCAAAAAAAUUUGGAAACACCAAAACUCAGUGGUAAUGGCAGAUUAGGAUCUUUUCUGCCAUUACCACUGAGUUUUGAUGUUGCCAAAUUUUUUUGACAAGCCAAAUGCAUCAUCGCAAAAGAACAAUUUUUUUUAUUGCAUUUGGCUUGCCCAAAAAAUUUGGAAACACCAAAACUCAGUGGUAAUGGCAGAUUAGGAUCUUUUGUCAAAAUUUUUUCUGGCAGACCAAGAAUGGCUCCAUAG
This is a messenger RNA of Blepharisma stoltei, 258 nucleotides long. The record is from the annotation of a GenBank genome assembly. NCBI's taxonomy places the organism in Eukaryota, Ciliophora, Heterotrichea, Heterotrichida, Blepharismidae.